Cyprinus carpio (common carp) is the source of this 4963-nucleotide messenger RNA. RefSeq lists its product as uncharacterized. Gene Ontology annotation, biological process: regulation of transcription by RNA polymerase II; protein demethylation. The record is from RefSeq and is a predicted model, not a curated record. The transcript is spliced from 11 exons. NCBI's taxonomy places the organism in Eukaryota, Metazoa, Chordata, Actinopteri, Cypriniformes, Cyprinidae. The coding region runs from base 873 to 3251 and encodes 792 amino acids. Gene Ontology annotation, molecular function: DNA binding; transcription coregulator activity; protein binding.
CACUUGCCUAUCAUUGCUCUUUUGUUGAUUGUGAUUGCUUCCAUUGUCCUCAGUUGUAAGUCACUGUGGAUAGAAGCAUCUGCUAAAUGACUAAAUGUAAUGUUUUUUACGGCUCUUCUGAAUCGGAGUGACUGUCAGGUGUCUGAAAGUGAGUUCUGACUGAGGAACUUGUUUCUUGCACAGAGCGAUCGUUUCACUUCAUAAGACCUCAAUAUAUCGUCAGGCGCCAUGGGUAUUCAUUUUGUGUUCAGUGAUCUUUAAUUCUCAAAAACAGUCAGCCGCUGACUUGCACCUAAUGAAUCACCGAUGACAGUGGUUUCAGCUAAAUCUGCUUUACUCCUCUACUGAAGAGAGAAGUCUACAGCUCCGGUGGCCUGAUUAUUAUUAUCUUAAUUCUUCCAACACCUAACAUUAUAUAUUUUUUUUUAAUUCAUGUGUCACAUUACAGGAAGAGCAGGUUAUGACAUUUUUAUUAAGGAUUAUAAGAUUACAAGGUCCAAAGUAUGCAUGGAUGAAUCACUCACAGUGAGGAGAGUAGCUAGGAUUGAUUUUAAUUCCUGAUCUUCAGAAUGAGGUGUUUAGCACGGCUCUGGCUGAGAAACCUCUCUCUGAAGGGACAGGACACGUUCCUCGUGAUCAAGAGCAGUGCUUCAGUAGAAUAUACUGUUAGUAGUGUUACUCUCUGAGCUGAUGUCUUCCACUCUUUAUUUUCAGUCUAAUUGCUCCUCUAGGCUGUGUUUUUGAGACUGCUGAUGCUCUCGUCUGUCAGUGAGUCUCGAGAUGGCGCCAGAUCCCUCUUCUGACACGUGUUGGUGUGUGUAUCGAGCCAGAGAGUGAAUCUGUGUCCUGCGUGAGCUUUGAAUGCAGAGGGGAUGUCUGGCAGUAAGGCGCUGGGGGGCGCGCGGCGGCGGCGGACACGGUGCCGGCGCUGUCAGGCCUGUAUGCGGACCGAGUGCGGAGAGUGCCACUUCUGCAAGGACAUGAAGAAGUUCGGUGGACCGGGCCGGAUGAAGCAGUCCUGUCUGCUCCGGCAGUGCACUGCGCCGGUGCUGCCGCACACAGCCGUGUGUUUCGCCUGCGGUGAAGCAGGGAAGGAGGACACGGUGGAGUCAGAGGAGGAGAAGUUCAGCCUCUCGCUCAUGGAGUGCACCAUCUGUAACGAGAUCAUCCACCCCAGCUGCCUGAAGAUGGGCAGGGCUGAAGGCAUUAUUAAUGAUGAGAUCCCAAACUGCUGGGAGUGUCCAAAGUGCCACAAGGAGGGAAAGACCAGCAAGGAUCCAGGAGAUGGUUCAGGAAAGAGGCGCAUGGACAACGGGGAGGUGAGCCGCUGGAAGCUGACGGAUGAGCCGCCUCCCAGUAAGAAGAAGAGCCUGUCUCUGGAAGACACGGCCCGGCCGGACGGAGCCAGACGCAAGAAGGACAAGGAGCUUCCUCAGGAGAGCGCUUCCAAGAAGAAGAUCAAAGGAGCCCGUGAUAAACACCUGAAGAAGCAGAAAGCCAAGCCCAACUCGUCGGACUCCUCUGAAGCGAACGGGCCGAACUCUUCGUCGGGCGGCGGACACGGCUCCGGCUCAGUGCAGGCCUCGACGCCGAGCCAGGACCAGCGCUCGCAUCACCGCGAGAAACUGGAGCGCUUCAAGCGCAUGUGCCAGCUCCUGGAGCGAGUGCGUGACUCCAGCUCCUCGUCCUCCUCCAGCUCCGAAACAGACUCGGAAUCCGACUCAGACUCUCCGUCCCCUGCGGGGGCCUCGGAGCCGUCCUCCCCGGCGUACGGCAGCGGUGCGCGCGAGCGUGAGCGGAGCCGGCGUCUGGCGGAGCUGGGCUUCAGUGCCAGCGAGGAGUCUGAGGGUGAGAGCGUGGCGGCGCAGGAGCAGGAGGACCAGACGCAGCGCCGCAGGGGAGACGCCAGCACGCGGCUGCGGAGGACACUCGCCGAGGCUGAGCCGGACGAUGAUGAGGAAGGCUCGGGCGACCGUGCUCACAAAGCCCUGGCCCCAUCCUCACCGCUCUCGGCCACGCAGCCGCUGAGCUACGGACACUUAGCGGGUCCUGAGGGCCUGUCCUCGUCCAAGCGCACUAACGGACAGGACACGCGCAAUGGCCGCACGCGGGUCAGCGGCAGAGAGCUGCAGGAGAAGGAGAACUCCAACAAUCACCGGCACGCUGCUGGGAAGGCCGUCCGUGGGAGCAGGAUCCGCGGAGCAGGCCGGCAGGGCCAGAGCGCUCCCUGGAACAAGAGCACAGCGACGGCCGGAUCCGGCGCGGCCAACGGCGGCUCUCACCCGGGGAGCGUCUCGCUGGCGCCGCCGCGCUCACAGCUGCUGAAGAGGAGCGCCGUGGCUGUGCCCUCUCCGCCGCGACCGCUGCAGAUGGAGCGGCACCUGGUGCGGCCCCCGCCGGCCUGCCCCGAGCCCCACUGCCUGCCGCUGGACAGCGGAGCCUCGCACGUGCUGCCCCGGGACGUCUGGCUCCGCGUCUUCCAGCACCUCAGCCAGCGGCAGCUGUGCGUCUGCAUGCGAGUGUGCCGCACCUGGAGCCGCUGGUGCUGUGAUAAGAGGUUAUGGACUCAGAUCGAUCUGAGCCGCCAGCGCUCCAUAACUCCUCCCAUGCUGAGCAGUAUCAUCCGUCGACAGCCCGUGUCUCUCAACCUGGGCUACACCAACAUCUCCAAGAAACAGCUCAUGUGGCUCAUUAACCGUCUGCAAGGGCUGCUGGAGCUGAACGUGGCGGGCUGCUCGUGGGCCUCGGUCUCGGCGCUCUGUCAGUCUGUGUGUCCCUGUUUGCGGCUGCUGGACCUCAGCUGGGUGGAGGAUCUGAAGGACUCGCAUCUGAGGGAGCUGCUGGCCCCGCCGACCAACGACACGCGCUCAGCUCAUGGAGAGAACCGCGGCGGACGCUUCCAGAACGUGACCGAGCUGCGUCUGGCAGGCCUGGAGGUGACUGACGCCGUGUCGCGCCUGCUAGUGCGCUAUCUUCCUCGGCUGAGCAAGCUGGACCUCAGCCAGUGCUGCCACAUCACAGACCAGAGCGUCCACACGCUGACCUCUCCCCUGUCCCCGCUGCGAGAGAGCCUCACGCACGUCAGCCUGGCAGGCUGUGUGAAGGUGACGGAGCAGUGUCUGCCGCUGCUGCGCCGCUGCGCCUCGCUGCAGAGUGUGGACCUGCGCUCCUGCGGCCUGCUCGCUCCAGACGUCUGCCAGCUGCACUGCUUCCCCUCGGCCGAAGACAGACUCCUGCUCAAGAACAGCUAGACUCCUGCCCUGACACACCACAGGACAUUCGGACAUCACAGACGCUUUUUAUUCCUGGAUCAACCAUUUGUGAAUGGAGAAAUCAAGUCCACAUAGAUAUCCGUACCAGUAAUGAGUGUGUGUACAGAUUAGCAGUUCUCCUGUCCCGAAGCAGAAUGUGUCCUGCUGUGGAGAGCUCGUCUCAAACACAGCCAUGUUAGUGUGCUUGGGUGCAUCUCACCCCAAAAUCAAAACACAUUUUAUCUGUUUGGUUUUUUGCAUAAAUUAAAUAAAAGCCCACUUUGGGACCAUUAAGAGUUUUUGUUUGCAUUAUGAGAUGAUUUCAUUAGUGGUAGGCACAUUGUCCCCCCAAAUUCGAGUCCUCGCUGCUGUCAGAGGUGAUGAGGUUCAGAUACAGAGAUGAGAAUCAGGUGCUUGUAAAUCUUUAUGGUCCUGAAAUGAGGCUGGACUUUGAUUUUGGGGUUUUAGGUGUUUGUUGAGAUUCACUCAUUGAUGGAUCAGUUUUCGGAGGUGUGUGUGAACAGUGUUAACUCUGGUGUUCCCUUCUCUUCACUCGCUCUCGGUCUUGCUGUGCCAUACGCUGACCGUCCUCUGUCCUUCCCCUCUCUUCCUGAUCGAUGGAGGACACGGGUCGGGACGCCUGACAGACGCUGGGAUCGGCUGCAUCUUAUAUACUGUGGCAGGGUGAAUGUGGAGAGGUUUUCACAGAACGAGGCCUUGGUUUGUUGUCAUUCAAGCUGCUCACCUUAAAAGCCAGAACGGUCCAAACUCAAAUUUGCCUCCCAUUAGCAAUGGAGAAACGGUGAAGAUAGAUGCUUUGUGGCCAGUUAGUUUGAACAUGUAUUUGAGAAUAAAACAGUUGGUGUUUCCAGGCGCAAAAGACUAACCACACAUUCUGCAAAGGCAUUCUUCCCAGUCUGAGUCACUUCUGCUGUUUUAAUGCUUCUCUGAGCAGGAAGGCUUUAACAGAUUUAAUUGUUCUGAUUUGAAACCAGUUCCAUCUUCUCUGUUGAACUAUUGAACGGGCCUCUACCAGGGAGCCUCGAAAACAACUUUCCUUCAUCGUUCGGUGAGCUCUGCAGCUGCUUUCCUCCAGAAUGCGAUGCAUGUCAACACCUUUCACUGACUGUAUUCCUUGCACACUUUUAUUCAGUAUUGGGUCCAAUACAUGGCAGUUUAAAGUGUUUGAUGGCAGUAGACAAACAGCGUCCCUUAAAAGUGACCUCGACAAUGUAGUUGCUAUGUUUUUUUUUGUUGAUGUUGUUGUUGUUUUUAGAUUUCAUGUUCAGUGCGGUUUGCAUUUAAAAGACGUUCUUGCACAUUGGGAAAUACCUGUGUGCAGUUUAUAGUUGCAUAUCAAUCACUGAGAUUCAUUUCUGGAAUCAGCACGAAGAAUUCAAGUUGUAGGUUUUCAAUACGGUUCCUCUUUCAUCUGACCAUGUUUUUUUUGCAGAUUCAUAGCCCACCAAACGUAAUUGCCAUGUAUGAACCAAACAUACACCCUGUUGAAUGCACAGGGCUGAAAUCAUGUUAUUGUAAUAUCUUGCCAAAAUUUCCUGGUUUGGGCUUUCAUAUAUAAAUAUAUAUAUUUCUUCCUUUGCAUUGAUCCAUGUGAUAGAAUAUGUGAAACAAUGGGGAAAAACAAGGCAGCUACUGUAAGAGUGACUACUGUAAAAUGUCUAAUUAAAUAAAGACAAUGGGGGUUGUUUUUA